CAUCACUGUGUUAUAAUUAUAUUUUGACCCUGAAGUUACAAAUAUGGACAUACCAUAAGGUAAUCACAGAUUUUCUGCAGUUGCCAUUAUGAUUUUUGAGAAUUACGGGCAUAUUCUAGCCACAGAGCAAAUGUGACAUAGAUAUCAUCAAUCAUUACAUAUUGGCAAAGUGGUCAUAUUCUGUAAAACAUCCUUUAAGAUGAACAUGCCUUGGGUCAUUUGUCAUUCAUCAUCAGAAAAAGGCACCAUCCAAAGUCAAUCAAUAUCUCCCCUAAUAAUCAAGAAAAACACAAAGAUGUAUAUCCAAAAGAAACAGUGCCCUCUUUUGUGCUUGUUAAGAAUAUCUCAGAUUGUGUAUAAUAUUUAAGACUUAUGUUUUCAGUUCUGAAACCUAUGGUUAUACAACUUGGAACAUGGGGCUAAUAACAGAAGUUGCUUUUAAAUUAGAAAAGUAUUACUUCAGUAGUUGCUCUUGGGGAUUUGAUGUAGUAAGUAUUUGAUUUCUAAAUCUCAUUAUUGUUUACAGGGGUAUAUAUCUCUAAAAAUCAUGGGAUUCCUUGUUAAUUUAUAUUGACAUCAUUAUUUCCAUUGUUACGAUCAGAGGUGAACAGCUGAUGGGAUGAUAUUCUUGGAUACAGGACUUUAGCAAGGGAUCUGAAAAGCAGCCCAACUAGUUUCUCAAAAGUGUGAUAUCAAGAAAUAGAUCUGAACUAAAACAACACUUAAAGCCAAAUCAUUGCUGCAAUGCUAAAACAUUGAGCCAUCUUUUGCCAGCAUAUGACUUUAUCUAAUUUCAAUUUUAGGUGACAAUUGAGGAUCCUAGUACUGGAACUGAGUAUGUGUGUAGUUGCUCCUGUGAUAUCACAUGCAACAUGAACUGGGUGACCAUUCCCUGCAGAACUGGUUAGUAUUUAUCAAACUAAAGGAAUUUUACAUAUAUGAUGAACACAUAAGGUACGGCUUUGUGCAUUAAAAUUACUUCACUAAAAGUUGUUUCUAAAAUGCAAUCUGAUGUAAAAUCUGUUUUGUGAACAGGAACUCCUCUUGAAGAAGUAGUCUGUCCAGGAGAUCCAGUUCAAACCACCCAAACUCCAGCUCAAACUACCAAUGAUCCAGCCCAGACUACUGAUUCUCAAGUUCAGAUUACGGAUGAUCAAGUCCAGACUACCAAUGAUCCAGCUCAAACUACCAAUGAUCUGGCCCAGACUACUGAUUCUCAAGUUCAGAUUACGGAUGAUCAAGUCCAGACUACCAAUGAUCCAGUUCAGACUACCAAUGAUCUGGCCCAGACUACUGAUUCUCAAGUACAGAUUACUGAUGAUCAAGUUCAGACUACCAAUGAUCCAGUUCAGACUACCAAUGAUCUGGCCCAGACUACUGAUUCUCAAGUUCAGAUUACGGAUGAUCAAGUUCAGACUACCAAUGAUCCAGUUCAGACUACCAAUGAUCUGGCCCAGACUACUGAUUCUCAAGUUCAGAUUACGGAUGAUCAAGUCCAGACUACCAAUGAUCCAGCUCAAACUACCAAUGAUCUGGCCCAGACUACUGAUUCUCAAGUUCAGAUUACGGAUGAUCAAGUUCAGACUACCAAUGAUCCAGUUCAGAUUACGAAUGAUCCAGUCCAGACUACGGACACUAAUGUCCAGACUACCAAUUCUCCAGUUCAGACUACACAUGAUUCAGUCCAGACUACUGAUGAUCAAGUUCAGACUACUAAUGCUUCAAUCCAAACUUCAGAUGCAACAGUUCAGACAACUGAUGUUGUUCCAUACCAAACAACUCAAGUCCUAUGUGUUCAGGUCCAGACUACUGAUGCUACAGUCCAGACUACUGAUGCUACAGUCCAGACUACUGAUGCUACAGUCCAGUCUGCUAAUGCUUCAGUUCAGACUACUAAUGCUACAGUCCAGACUACUGCUGCUGCUACUGUCAAUUCUACAGAUAUACCAGUCAAUAAUUUAACUACUCCAGUGCAAAGUACAAUAACAUCAGUCCAGAAUACCAGUUAUACAGUCCAAAGUACCACAAUGCCAGUCCAGAAUACCAGUUAUACAGUCAAUUGCACCAUAAUAUUGGUUCAGAAUAUCAAUGCUACAGUCCAGAGUACCAGAACAUCAGUCCAGAAUAGUAGUGAUACAGCCAUGAGUUCCAUUUCACCAAUACAGAAUGCCAGUCAUACAGUUCAGAGUACCAUUACAUCAGUCCAGAAUACCAGUGAUACAGCCCAGAGUACCAUAACACCAACACAGAAUACCAGUGAUACAGCCCCAAGUACCAUAACA
This is a messenger RNA of Owenia fusiformis, 2282 nucleotides long. NCBI's taxonomy places the organism in Eukaryota, Metazoa, Annelida, Polychaeta, Sabellida, Oweniidae. The record is from the annotation of a GenBank genome assembly.